Messenger RNA from Symbiodinium sp. CCMP2456, 4539 nucleotides. The record is from the annotation of a GenBank genome assembly. NCBI's taxonomy places the organism in Eukaryota, Dinophyceae, Suessiales, Symbiodiniaceae.
AUGCUGCUUCUGGUUCGGUUAUCAGGCAAUCGGCUGGCAGACGAUGCGCCUUGUGCCGAAAUCUUCGAUGCUGCAAUGCACGAAGCACUCGGAUCUCCGCAGACUUGCGCGUGGUCGCAGGAUCACCGAGAGCUGGACGUACCUCUCAGUGCGACUGCCACGCUCCUGUUGGGUGAGAACGUGACAACUGGUGUAAACACUGUGGUGCCAGCAGGAAACAUCGCGUUUCUGCCAACUCCGCCACUAAGCAGCCCGGUUUUCACGAGGCAGACCUUUUUCAACACCACUUCUGGGCUGGUCUCCUCGCACGAGAGCACGAGGUCCUGCACCGCGCUGACGUUUACGAGUGUGAACUUGACUGGUGAUGCCGGACGCCCGUAUGUCGUGGAAUGGAGUUUUGGACCCGAAACUCCUCUUCCCAUGCGAACUUCGCUGGAAGGAGUGCUCGCACGUGCCAGUGACCAAGAUUCCCUGGUCCUGAGCAUAACGGCUGCGGAGUUCAAUGCUGGUGUGGAUGCUGUGUUUCAGGAGCUCGGUGAGGUGCCGCGAGUUCGGCUGGAGAUUGUGGCCGCUGUCAGAAAUUGGCUCGGUGUGGAGACAGCCACCUAUUCCAAUGCCUUCGUGCGAGUGGACCAGGCUCCUCAGGUCGUUCUGGCAAGCUCAGCCAAUGCCACCAUCCUGAACAGUGACGAGGUCGAGUUCAGCUUGCAGACGGUCUUGCUGGAGGAUGCCACGUGCUCUGAUGCCGAUCGCUACAAUCGGAUCAUCACGGUUGACUGGGAGUACAAGAACGAAACAACAGACACGUGGAUCAGGCUUUCUGAUGCUGGUUCCUUAGUGGACACAGUGGCCUCGCCGUUUGUCAUCAACUUCGCUCCUUUCAGCUUCGAAGCGAACUCCUCUCACUCUUUCAGGGCCACGGCCUACUUCGCAGGUGCAUUCUCGUCUUUGGCAGAAAACACACGAGUUGAAACCUUCAGCCUCGAUGUGCUGCCUCGCCUGACUCCCAUCGCCGUUGUGCAGGGUCCAGCCGAGACGUCGGCCAGCUGUGCCUUCUUCGUAACGGCCGAGGCAUCGCAAGACCCGUCAUUGGCUCCCUGGCGGACCGCAAGCUUCCGGUACAAGUGGACCUGCGAGUCGCAAGGGGAAUACUCAGCGGCAUGUAGCACAUUGACUGGAAACACCGAGACACUGACAGUGCCGGGGCGCACUUUGGAGGAAGGCACGUACACCUUCAGCGUUCUCGUGUGGAGACCCGACCAAACCGAAGCAGAUGCGGGGCAAGCUUCUGUAACGGUCACCCUCAAUUUCUUCGGCCUUCCGCCUGUUCUGAUUGCAACCCCGUGGCUGAACGGCAGUGCCGUUUCAACCCAAGUCGGUUGGGGUCGUUCUGGGCCGACCGCAGUGGUCUCAGGAAGCGACCUUUGUACGGUUCCGCCCCUGACGUCUUGGAUAUGGGUGCUGAUGGAGUCCUCGUCUGGUCGGAUCUUAUCUGUAAUCGAACCAGAAGGCACUGGCAAUCAGACGUAUUCUGAGUUGAUCAUCCCGGUAUUUGAUGGCUCACAAAUGGUCCGCGGCAGCUAUUACGAGUACGUGAUGCUGUUCGGAUCAAGCGUGGUCUUUCAAGACCUGCGUGGAGGAGCCUUUUCCACCGCGGCAACCGCCGUUUCAGCAGGCGGCAUGCAGGCGGUGCGCUCCAAUCGCUUCCUGGCGGAUGGGCCGCCUCAGCCUCGUGCGGAAGAUGCGGUGAACGUUACGCCUGCGGAGGGCUAUGCGGUGGUGACGACGUUCGAGUUCAAAACAGAGGGCUGGCAGGAUGAACAGCCGUCCUCGCUGGAAUACGAGUUUGUUGACUUUGCCUUGGAUGACCUGCUACGCCUAGCCAGUCCGUGGGACACCAAUGUCGCUGUAGCGGCAAUUGAGUGGCAGGACGCAUCGAGUCCCAAUCAUUGGGCAAAGCUGAAUGGCGUGACGCUGCGUGGAUGGUCUACAUCGCCUACAGCAUCAAGCCCUAUGACCCUGGGAUCCCAUGUGACGGUCGUGCGUUCACGUGAUCAUUUGGGGGCAAGCAGCGCGACUGGACUAAUGGGGCCUUUGGUUUCGCAGCCCGUGGGUGGAGUUGACCCGAAUGUUGCGGUGGCUGCGCUGGCGAGUGCCAAAGCACAAAGCAACGCCGACAGUAUCCUGAACGCGGUUGCAGCCGUGAGCUCGGUGAGCAUCGAUGGCGACGAGGAGACUCAGAAAGCAGUCGUCAAUGCAGAGCUUGAUGCUUUGCAGCUGGCUGCUGAAAUAACUUCUGCCGAGAGCUCAGGCCUGAAGAAGGUUGGUGAUGUGAUGGCAAGCACGAUGUCCAAGGGAAGUUCAGCUGCCGACCCGGCCAUCGUUGAAAAGGCGGCGGAGGUACUUGACACUGUGCUGGAAACAGCACUGACUCCUGGGGCGAUGAGCAAGGAUGCCGGAGAUUCCCUGCUCGGGAGCGUCGCAGCGAUGGUGUCCGGAAGCUCCUCGUCCUCCAGUGGCGUCAGCGAGGAGCAGAAGGCCACAACCACUUCGAAGCUCAUCGGCCUGACCUCCAAGCUGGGGCAGUCCGUGAUGAACUCGAUCGAGGUCAAUGCCACACAGGUGCUGACAUCCGUGGGUGCCGAUGGCAAAGGCUCCCAGGUGGUGGUCAAGAAGCAAUCGGCCGAAGAUGUCCAGAGGAACGGCGUCAAUGCUCAUGGUGUUUCUGUGCCCUCAUCAGCUUUAGCUGGAGCUCGGCGAUUGCAAGCCGAUCCUGCUUGUGAGACCAUCGGGUUACAGUCCACGGAUUGGAUCGGCACGAACCCCUACGCUUGGGCGAACGAGAGUCUCGGUGCAAACCGAGAGGUUUCGGAGAACGCCACAGUAACCAUUGUGGAGUUGACAAAGUGUGGUGACUCUAUCAGCUUCCGGGGCUCAGCCGUCUCUGUCAGCGUGGUGGUGCCAAGCACCGAUGAUCCACUGGCGCAGCUAAUUUGUCUGUAUUUCGACCCCAGUUCCAAUUCCUGGACGGCAAAUAACGUGGCGCUGACAUCCGUGGAUGAUGAUGGGGUAAGAGCGAGCUGCUCUUCGACCCAAGGUGGAGGUGCAUACACUGUUUUCCACAGGAACUCAAUUGCCAAUGAGUCAGAGCAAGCUGGCAUCACCUUUCUGGCCGUAGCCAUAGCUUUGCCGCUGAUCGUGAUGGGCUCGGCGGUUGCAGGAGGGGGUCUCUACAUGAUGCGAAAGCGCAUCCACGAAACGAAGUCGAAGAGCAAGGUCUUCCCGGUGGAUGAGGAAGCCGCGAAGCUUUCCAAGAGCCCAAGUUUGCGGGAGGUGGUCACGCACACCCCGCCAGGAGAGCCCGAUGCAGAUCUUCCAGGGUUCGUCAACGAUCCGUCGCCGGUGGCCGUGGAGCGGGUCGAGCGAAUUCAGCCUGGUGAAAGAGAUUGCCCUGUUGCGCUAAGUCGCGAGCGAGACGACGAUGAGCUGAGCAAUUUGAGCAAUGCUGCCAUCAGCGAGCUGCGGCGCAGGAGUCAUGGUGAAAUUCCACCGACUCCGGGGAUCCAAGAUCGGCCAGCGACCGCGGACGGCCUCUCGGCGCGAGAUCUCGCUGAAGGCUUUCGCCUGUGUGACCCGCUUCGCGGCUGUGUUGCAGGUAACGGACCAGAGAGUCCCAGUCCGGACGCGCUCUACAACUGGCUGGCGCAGAACGAUUCGUCCUCGGCCCACGUUAUACCAGUGAACGUUCCGGCAAGAAGCGGGAGUCGAUCUCGCGAGCCGUCUGCCGAGCACGCAGCUCAAACGUUCUGUCCAGAGCCCACGGAUUGGACCAGCGGUUCUGCUGCAGGGCAGAACCUGGACGUUCCCGCCCAGGCGAGAAGGUCAAGGUCACGGGAGCCUGCCACCGUGCGUGUGGUGAGAAGAGCAGAUGCCCCUUCGACUGCCGCCUCUGCAGCAUCCUCGACCUCGCCACCUCGGAGAGUUGUGGUAGGCAAUCGCUACGAGCCGCGGGCUAGCCCAGACAAGCAACCUCGGAUCACUGUCACGGCCCGGCGUCCAGUUGCAACGGAGAAGGCGAGCUCUCGCAGCCAAACACCAGAGCAACCAAACCGGAGCCAGGUUGUCUACGCCCAGGCGAGGCGGAGAUCUUCCAGCGCAGCACCAUCUGGCUCAGAGGCCAUGUCUGUAGCUCCCGAUCGGCGGGACAGCGCGGCCCGCAGUCAGGCCGAAACAGGCUCCACCGUGAGCACUGCUCUGCGGGUUACAGCAAGACGGGUCUCGUCGUCGCGGCCAUCGAGCACUGUCCCUCAUCGAGUAGUUGCAACCUCCGUUCCCCGGGAACCCAGCUGUGUUGACAAACUGAGACGAGCAGAGGAGGCGAGUGGCUUGCAGUCGCCGACACACUCGCUGGAGUCCGGCUUCCCUACACUGCUGCUGAAGGGUGCCCCGUCCAUGCAAACUCUGCAAAGUCAAAGUGUGCAGAGCGUACCAACUGAGCAGAGUGCAGAGCCGACUCCGCUGAACCGAACCCUUGAUUGA